AUGUCAUACGCUUACUUGUUCAAGUACAUUAUUAUUGGUGAUACUGGUGUCGGAAAGAGUUGUUUGUUGUUGCAGUUUACUGACAAAAGAUUUCAACCUGUCCAUGAUCUAACUAUUGGUAAGGAUUUUAACUUUUUUUUGGUUUUAGUGUAAAAUACGGGUGGAAAAGGUUAUAAGAUUAAAAAUAAGCGUUUUCUUUAUUUUAAGAAUAAGAUACUGUUUUUUACACUUAAUAAGGUAAACAUAAACAUAGAAUUUAACUUUAACUUUGAUUUUAAAUUUUUGAACUUUAUUUUUUUUAAUUUCAAAAGAUUGAACUAUAAUAUGUUGUAGGCGUGGAAUUCGGUGCUCGUAUGAUCAAUAUUGAUGGCAAACAGAUCAAGCUUCAAAUCUGGGACACGGCUGGCCAAGAAUCGUUCCGUUCCAUUACUCGAUCUUAUUAUAGAGGAGCUGCUGGUGCUCUGUUGGUUUAUGACAUAACUCGGUAAGGUCUUGAUGUUUUGUCUUGGUUUUUUGAAUUUAGGUAUCUAAAAGAUGAUUGAUAGAUUAAUAUAUUGGCUUUUUAUUAUCGAAUGUACUAGUUUUUCAAAUUUAAAAGUCGUUUUUAACAUAUUAACCUUGCUCCUUUUAGCCGCGACACAUUUAACCAUCUAACCUCGUGGUUAGAGGACGCUCGUCAACACUCAAACUCCAACAUGGUGAUCAUGUUGAUUGGUAACAAAUCCGACUUGGAAGCUCGACGUGAAGUCAAAAAGGAAGAGGGUGAGGCGUUUGCUCGCGAACACGGCAUGGUAUUCAUGGAAGCGUCGGCCAAAACCGCCGCCAACGUCGAAGAGGCUUUCAUCGAGACGGCCAAGGAGAUUUAUCGCAAGAUUCAAGAAGGCGUUUUUGAUAUUAACAAUGAGGUAAGGGGUUGGAGGGUUUUAUGAUUUGUUGUUGGGUAGGCCUUUUGGUAGGAAAGGGCAGUUUAUUCCAGAAGCAUAAGAUUUUAAAAUUAAGGUUCUUACAGUUUAAAAUGACAUUAUAGUUAAUUUUGGAGGAAAACAGUUUCUUUUGAAGGACAAAAAUGACAAACUUGUCAAUAAACUUAUAUUAUUCAUGACAAAAGGUGGAUUUUUAAACAAAAUUUUGAAAAAUCUUGAAAAAUUUUAUAUUAUCCAUGAAAAGAAGACUAAUUUAAACUUAGAAAAGUGUCACAUUUGAAAGGUUUUAGCUGUAGUUUGAAUAAAAUUGAAAUUUUCAGGCCAACGGAAUCAAGCUGGGCCCACAACACUCGCCAAGCUCACCCAACUCACCAAGCGCCGGCUCAUCAUUGGGCGGCAACAGUGGAUGUUGCUAA
This is a messenger RNA of Bursaphelenchus okinawaensis, 1339 nucleotides long. The record is from the annotation of a GenBank genome assembly. NCBI's taxonomy places the organism in Eukaryota, Metazoa, Nematoda, Chromadorea, Rhabditida, Aphelenchoididae.